AUGUCUAGCCGGCAGCAGCAGAAGCACCCAGUCCGCUGUAGUGUUUCCAAGAUGCGAGUUUCCCACCUGGUCGGCCUCGUGGCUUCUGCCGCCGCCGUCACUAUCAAGGUCUCACCGGACAAUGGCAAGAAGGCUUCUCCACUGGCCUAUGGCUUAAUGUUUGAGGAUAUCAACCACAGUGGCGAUGGUGGCAUCUACGCCGAACUGAUCCAAAAUCGAGCAUUUCAGGGAGACCAGUUCACUCCCGCUACCCUAAGCCCAUGGGAGAAGCAGGGUUCUGUGGCCGGCAUCCAGCUGACCAAGGACACCCCCAAGCCCGUGUCGCCAUCGCUGCCCUACUCGGUCUCAGUCCGCGCCACCGUCGACGGCCUCGACGAGGAGGUGGGCAUCUCGAACCCAGGCUACUGGGGAAUUGACGUCCUGCCCCAGACGUACACGGGUAGCUUCUGGGUCAUGGGUGACUACAAAGGAAACUUUACAGCGGCCUUCCGCGACGCGGCAAACGUCAACCCCGUCUAUGCUAGCACCAAGAUCCAGUCGAGAUCUGUCGAUGGCGAGUGGACCAAGCACGAGUUCACCAUCACGCCUGAUGCAGCCCACGGCCACAAGUGCAGGUUUGCUCUGACGUUUGUGCCCGAGAAGCCUGGCCAGACGCUCUACUUCAACCUGAUCAGCCUGUUCCCUCCAACCUACAAGGACCGCAAGAAUGGAAUGCGCAAGGAUCUCAUGAAGGCCAUUGAGGAUCUUAACCCGAGCUUCCUCAGGUUCCCUGGAGGCAACAACCUACAAGGUCAUUGGGAGGGUUCCAGGUGGCGCUGGAACGAGACCCUGGGUGAUUUAGAGAAUCGGCCAGGUAGAACUGGUGCUUGGACUUACUUUAACACCGAUGGUCUUGGUCUCAUUGAGUAUAUGCUGUGGUGUGAUGACAUGAAGCUCGAGCCAAUCCUUAUUGUCUGGGCCGGCCUGUACCUCAAGGGCAUUGUGACCCCCGAGGAGGAGCUCGAGAUUUUUAUCCAGGACGCGCUCAACCAGAUCGAGUUUCUCACUGGGGAUGCCAGCACCGAGUACGGGGCCAAACGGGCGGCGCUGGGCUACCCUGAACCUUGGAAAAUCAGCUUUGUCGGCAUCGGCAACGAGGACCAAUUCUCUGCCGGUAUGGACUCGUACAACAAAUAUCGCUUCCGCAUGUUCUAUGAUGCCUUGCGCAAGGCAUAUCCGGCAAUGACUCUACUUGCCUCGACUGUGGAGAUAGCCGAUCCGAUCCCUGAUGACGUUGUUCUGGACUAUCAUGACUAUGGAAACCCAAACGGUGCCGUGCGCAACUUCACCCUCUGGGACGACGAAGGCACCUCGCGCAACCACAAGGUCCUGGUAGGCGAGUACGGCGUCGCGCGCGCCAACGGCAACGAGGUGUUAUGGAAAGAUCAUCUCGCACGGCCGUGGUGGAUCGCGUCGGUUGCCGAGGCCGUCUUUUGGAUCGGCAACGAGCGCCACCCGGACAAGAUCUACGGCAGCGCCUUUGCGCCGCUGCUGCAGCACGUCGACCAGUACCAGUGGAGCCCGAACCUGAUCAGCUUCAACGCCAACACGUCUGCCACCACGCUGUCGACGAGCUACCACGUCAUCAAGCUCUUCAGCAACGCGCGCUUCACCGAGGUCCUGCCCGUCGACAACAGCGCCGAGUACAACCCGGCCUUUUGGGUCGCCGGGAAGAACGCCGACGCCGACAAGUUUUUGUGGAAGGCUGCCGUGUAUAAUGUUACCGGCGACGACGAGGAGGUCGACUUUGACGUCGUCUUCCCCGGCGCCGUCGAGGGCAGCAGCGCCAAGCUCACCGUGCUCACCUCUUCGGACCCGCUAAAUGAGAAUGUGCUGGGUGAGGCUGAUGUUGUUGUGACCGAGACGAGAAACGUCACGGCUGGGCAGGAUGGGUUUACGUUCAAGCUGCCUCAGUGGUCUGUUGCGCUGCUCGAUUGGUCCGUUGGUGCUUGA
Messenger RNA from Pyricularia grisea, 1992 nucleotides. RefSeq lists its product as uncharacterized. Gene Ontology annotation, biological process: L-arabinose metabolic process. The record is from RefSeq and is a predicted model, not a curated record. Gene Ontology annotation, molecular function: alpha-L-arabinofuranosidase activity. The transcript has 4 exons. NCBI's taxonomy places the organism in Eukaryota, Fungi, Ascomycota, Sordariomycetes, Magnaporthales, Pyriculariaceae. Bases 1 to 1992 code for a protein of 663 amino acids.